This is a messenger RNA of Cephus cinctus (wheat stem sawfly), 1622 nucleotides long. Its product is annotated as histone H1-like. The transcript has a single exon. Gene Ontology annotation, biological process: negative regulation of DNA recombination; nucleosome assembly; chromosome condensation. Lineage: Eukaryota; Metazoa; Arthropoda; Insecta; Hymenoptera; Cephidae. Gene Ontology annotation, cellular component: nucleus; nucleosome. The coding region runs from base 120 to 896 and encodes 258 amino acids. The record is from RefSeq and is a predicted model, not a curated record. Gene Ontology annotation, molecular function: structural constituent of chromatin; nucleosomal DNA binding; double-stranded DNA binding.
AAGACUCAACAUUCAGACCCACUGGAGAAUCAGUCUCGUACGGAACCUCCGUGUGCAAGGAAGCAAUACUGCAAGUAUUUUGUAUUCGUAAAGAAGAAGAAGAGGAUCAAUCAUCAAUAAUGGGUGACAAGGCAGCAUCUCCGGUCGUAGUGGCUUCCGCACCAGCGGAAAGUAACUCAGCAGUUCAGGCAGCAUCGCCAAAAAAGCAAGCAGCAUCAGCUAAGUCGAAGAAGCCACGCGCCAAGCCAAAUCAUCCUCGUACAUCGGAAAUGGUGAAUGCCGCCAUUAAGAGUCUAAAAGAACGUGGUGGUUCUUCUCUGCAAGCCAUCAAGAAAUACGUUGCGACAACGUACAAGCUUGACGCCGAGAAGCACGCAUCGUUCAUCAAGAAAUAUCUGAAGAUUGCUGUGGCGUCUGGUGAGCUAGUGCAGACCAAAGGUAAGGGUGCUUCAGGAUCGUUUAAGCUACCUUCGGCCAAGACCGACGCACCCAAGCCAAAGGUGCAACGUCCAGCUGCUAAGAGCGUCGCGACGAAGAAGACUGUUGCUGCGAAGAAACCUGCUGCUAGCAAAAAGACCAGUGCAGCUAGCGUGGCUAAGAAGGCUGACGUUAGUAAGAAGAGUAGUGCAGCGGCUAAGAAGCCAGCGGCCGCCAAGAAGGCUGCUGCUCCUAAAAAAGCCGUUCCUGCUGCUACUGCUACUGCUGUCCCUGAAAAGCGCAAAGCUGCCAAAGAAGCUCCACCAAGAGUUGCCAAACCAAAAAGUCCGUCUAAGGUUAAGAAAGUCACCAAAUCACCUACGACCAAGCCUAAAGCACCUAAACCCAAAAAGGCUGCUGCUGCUGCUUCUAAAGGAGCUAAAACUGCGUCGAAGAAGCCAGUUUCACAAAAAAAGUGAAUACAAAUCCUGGCGGGAGAUUGAAAGAGAGAGAUAUGCGAACGGCCCUUAUCAGGGCCAACACGUUUUUAUUACGUAGACCAUGAUUUUUGGUUUCAUAAAAGUUCAUCCCUCAUUCUACCGUCAUUUCAUUUGUACAGAACGUCAUUUGACGAAAUUGAUUUUUAGAUACGAUAAAAGUCUGUAGUGUACCUUAUUAAUGAGUAUAAUUGAUUUACUUUAACUGAUCUAUUAGAGGGUAAAUGGCUGUGACAUUGUUCAGAGGAAUUUGUGAUAUUAAUUAACUAAUGUACAGGACACUGACUGUGGCAGCUCAUUUUUUGUGCAAAAUCUUUAUCUGGAGGAAUUUCCUAUACCUAAAUAUUGAGACGUACCUCGUACAUAGUUUAGAAAAAUCAAUAUUAUACAGUCGUUUCACGAGAAAGAAAGCCUAUUUAGGGGACUCUGUUACCUUUAAUGUUAUAGAAAUAUGGCCCCUCAAAAUCUAUUUUACUCGUGAACGGAUUACAUGUACAUAUAUAAGAACCAUUCUAUUGUUAUAUUCAGAUUACUUCAUCCAUAGCCUAAACUAGAUUAUUCAACAAGAGAUAAUUAUUGAAAAAUGUAGAUAUUUAGAUUAGUUAUUAAUAGAUCUGUUCGUUUUAGUAUUUUUAAGUGCUUGGAUGUGUUCGAAAAUGAGUAUAGAGCGCUGAGUGUAUCGUUGUUUAUUAAAUGCAUUGGAACGAG